UCUUCCCGGUCUGUUUGUCGGCAAUUUCGCCAUUUGCCAAAUACAUAAAAAGCACCUUUGAAAUUCAAAUACCUGGGUACCUGGCAUAUCUUCGAAUAGAGACAGAUAAUCGUUAAUUAGAUACUUUUCUUUCUUGUUCUUAACCUCUGGUGGUAUUUCCAGCAUUGACUUUGCGCGACUUGAAAUCCCACGUGUUGCGGCCCCUGCGACUUCAUCAAAUUAAUCCCUAUAAUAUCAGCUUAUAAUGCAUCAAGGCCUUCCAAGAGACUGCUGCUAUUUAUGAGGAGGACCCAGGAUGCGCCGCUAUUCGCUUCGCACCCCUCCCGUGCGACGUCUCUCUGGCCUGACCAUCGCAAGACUCCAGACAGGGCGCCACAUAUCUACUCGAUGCUCAAUAGCGACGGCUGAAGAGAGCCGACGGAACACAGUCAGCAGUUCUGCAGCCAGUCGCAAGUUGUCGUCUGCCUUCUCGACAUGGCCCGCUUUGUCGCCAAGCGCACCCAGACGCUUUGCAACCGUUGCGACUACAUCUGCUUUAGAGAACGCCCAAGUACCCGAUAACCAUGGCCCGAUCCAAGAAUACGAUCGGCGAGUGCGAGAGGGGCGCCUCCGAGAGGACCAGCACCAACGCGGGAUUAUUCAGAACCUGCAGAAUUUGCACGACGAGCUAGUCCAUUACCGAGCGAAUCCAGUUGUGCACCCGAGCCUCGACAGUCUAAAACCGACCAAGUCACUAUUUUCGUGGUUCGGGCCGAAGCCGGGUGCCGGAGCCAUACAAGAGAUUCCAGCCAAUCUGCCGCAGGGAUUAUACUUAUACGGCGAUGUCGGGAGCGGGAAGACGAUGCUGAUGGACCUUUUCUACGACACGUUACCCAGUUCCGUCCAAUCUAAGACUAGAAUACAUUUUCAUAAUUUCAUGCAGGACGUGCACAAGAGGUUGCACAAGAUGAAGAUGACGCACGGAAACGAUAUAGACGCGGUCCCCUUUGUAGCAGCAGAUAUCGCAGAGCAAGCGAAUGUACUGUGUUUCGACGAGUUCCAGUGCACCGACGUAGCUGAUGCGAUGAUCCUGCGGCGGCUUUUAGAGUCUCUGAUGUCCCACGGAGUCGUUCUCGUGACGACAUCGAAUAGACAUCCGGAUGAGUUAUAUAAAAACGGGAUACAGCGCGAGUCCUUCAUUCCGGCGAUUCACCUUUUGAAGGCGCGACUGAAUGUCAUCAAUCUCGACUCCCCCACCGAUUACCGCAAAAUCCCGCGGCCGCCAUCCGGGGUCUACCAUACGCAGCUCGACAACCAGGCGGCGCUGCACAUAGAGAAGUGGCUCCGGGUUCUUGGCGAUCCCGACACGCCGGAGCCUCACCCGGAAACCCAGAAGGUCUGGGGCCGCGAAAUCUACGUUCCCAGAGUCAGUGGGCGCUGCGCUUGGUUCACCUUCCAGGAACUUAUCGGCCGUGCGACGGGCGCGGCCGACUACCUCGAGCUGAUGCGCUGCUACGAUGCGUUCAUCGUCUCCGACGUGCCCGGGAUGACCUUCCGGGAGCGCGAUCUCGCUCGGCGGUUUAUUACUUUCAUCGACGCCGUUUACGAGUCGCGCGCCAAGCUGGUCCUCACCACGGCUGUUCCUCUGGCGGAACUAUUCAUCUCGCCCCAGGAAUUACGGGAGUCCCGUAAGAAGGACGGAAAGGCCGUAGAUGACGACGACGACGAAGCGACUAGCCACGCUAUGCAGCACAUGCUCGAGGACGUGGACAGUAAUAUUGACCAACUGAAGAACUCGAGUCUGUUCUCCGGAGACGAAGAGCGCUUCGCGUUUGCACGAGCGUUGUCGAGACUAAGCGAGAUGUCUAGCAAGGAAUGGGUCGAGCGCGGUAUGGGUCUAGAAAAGUCCGGGGGCGAAAAGGAGAGGGACGACUGGGCGAAGACGCACAGUCAACAGAUGGAGGAUAGUAUAUGAUAGACCUGGUAUGUUGAUGCGGUGCGGAUUGGAUAGAACCUUCUUAUCCCGUACUGUGGCACUGGACUAACUAGCAUGGUUUUGGCGUUUAUUCUUGGUUAGGCGGUUUGUUACGCGACGCAUAGAACGGCGAGUAGGCUACUGUUUUAUGGUGGCUAGAGAGGGGACUUUUGAUACCUUAGGUACCUCCUGCUGUACCUACUUACAUCGUAGAAGUUGGUUAACUAUUAAUAACUUCUUCUACUUGUUAUCAUAGAUUUUGUUAACUUAUAUACAAGGUUAUGGAACCCGCUGGGCUGUGCUCAUUUAAUGUCAAUUAAAGAAUCAUGAUUGAGCAAAACGGUAAGACUUAAGGUUGGCAC
Messenger RNA from Daldinia caldariorum, 2316 nucleotides. RefSeq names its product AFG1-like ATPase-domain-containing protein. The coding region runs from base 296 to 1954 and encodes 552 amino acids. The transcript is spliced from 2 exons. Gene Ontology annotation, molecular function: ATP hydrolysis activity; ATP binding. The record is from RefSeq and is a predicted model, not a curated record. NCBI's taxonomy places the organism in Eukaryota, Fungi, Ascomycota, Sordariomycetes, Xylariales, Hypoxylaceae. Gene Ontology annotation, cellular component: mitochondrion; cytoplasm. Gene Ontology annotation, biological process: protein quality control for misfolded or incompletely synthesized proteins.